Episyrphus balteatus (marmalade hoverfly) is the source of this 3968-nucleotide messenger RNA. It is a transcript of the gene Ptpmeg, whose product is annotated as tyrosine-protein phosphatase non-receptor type 4. Gene Ontology annotation, cellular component: cytoskeleton. Gene Ontology annotation, molecular function: cytoskeletal protein binding; protein tyrosine phosphatase activity. Gene Ontology annotation, biological process: protein dephosphorylation. The record is from RefSeq and is a predicted model, not a curated record. NCBI's taxonomy places the organism in Eukaryota, Metazoa, Arthropoda, Insecta, Diptera, Syrphidae. Bases 639 to 3449 code for a protein of 936 amino acids. The transcript has 14 exons.
GCGUGCAGAUUAUAGACAAAGAAGAAAAUUUAUCGCUUUCGGUUUUUUCUCACAUCGAAUUUAAUUUUUAUUAUAAAAAUUUUUACUCUCUAUUUUUCAAUCCAAAACUUAUUAUAAAACUUCUUCUCUUCAACAAGUUUAAAUAAAAAUAAACUACCUAUCCACCAUAUUUUAUUUGUUGUAUUCUGUAUUAUUUGUUCUGUAUUUUGUCGUGAAAAAUAAGAAGAAAAAAAAAUCCAACCAAAAAAAAAAAAACGAAGUGUACUCGACAACAACGACGACGGGACGGCUCUUUUGGACGAAAAAAAAACUCGUAUUUCAAGAAUUCAUCUUUUCUUCCUUCGUGUGGUGACUCUAAAGUUUCAACCCUUUUUGUGUGCAGAGUGUAAACACCUACAAAAAAAAAUAAAAGUGAAAAAAAAAGAAAUUUUAGGUAAAAAAGAAGAAAAAGUCUGCGCUGGAAAAAAAUAACACAAAAUCCAUAUCAAGCAAAUUGUCCAAUUGAUGAAAAGCCCUCAACACCGCCAUCAUCAAAUUUAUCGAAAAUAACAACAACAACAUUAAAAACAUCAACUACUAUCACAGCAGAAAAAACAACAAGAAAAAGAAACUCCAACAAGUUGAAAUUAUGGACUGCAAUGCUUGAACGGUUUCGUCUAGGUGGAUUGAGUGGGACCUAUCGCAUUCGUAGUGCAGAGCUGGCGCGCGAUAAGAAACAACGACAACAAUGUGUCACUGUACUAUUCCUAGAUGACAGUACACACACCUUUCGGAUUGAUAAGCGUGCGAAAGGCGCUGAAUUACUCGACCAAGUUUUUCAGUUUCUCGAGCUAUCCGAAAGGGACUAUUUUGGCCUGCUAUUUCCACAAAAACCUGGUGAUGUUGUCCGGUGGGUCGAUGCACAUAAGCAAUUUAAAAAACAAUGGAACAGCAGCUCACUGGAUCCAGAUGCCGUUCCAAUAUUAGAAUUUAGAGUUAAGUUUUAUGUAAGUGAUCCAAGUCGACUACAGGAAGAGUAUACACGAUAUCAAUUUUAUUUACAAAUCAAGAGAAAUGUAUUUCUGGGUAAAUUGCAGUGUUCUUUGGGCACGCAAUGCCUUUUGGCAAGUUAUACUGUGCAAUCUGAAUUAGGUGAUUUUAAUCCGGCCGAACAUCAACCUGGUUAUUUGAGUUGUCUGCAAUUAUUAGUGGACCAAAAUGACGACUCCGAACGUCGAAUAUCCGAAUUACAUAAAUUGCAUCGAGGCCAAUUGCCUGCCGAUGCUGAAUAUAAUUAUUUAGAGCAGUCGAAACGUUUGGACUUUUAUGGAAUUGAUUUACACAAAGCAACGGAUUCAAGUGGCAAAGAAAUGCAAUUAGGAGUAGCCUCUAUUGGGCUGUUGGUAUUCCAAAAUAGCACUCGCAUAAAUACAUUUUCUUGGUCAAAAAUGGUUAAAGUAUCAUUUAAACGGAAAGACUUUUUCAUUCAAUUGAGACGAGAGCCGUCGGAACACUAUGACACACUUUUGGGCUUCUGUAUGGGAUCCCACAAACAUGCCAAAGCUUUAUGGAAAUCCUGUGUUGAACAUCAUUCAUUUUUCAGACUAAAACGUCCUCAUCGACUUUCGCGCUUCCUUAAUAUAAGCUUGGGAUCAAAAUUCUAUUAUUCUGGCCGAACAGAAUUGCAGGCUGUGCAGGAGAGCAAACAACGGGGGAAAAUCCACAAAGCAUUUGUUCGAUCGCCAAGCAAACGACUGAUUCAGCAUACGUCCUCGCCAGCAAAUGGUACUUCAGAUAGUAAUGGCACCUCAAUUAAUGGAAAGAAUGCCACAUCGAUAUUAACAAUAACAAAAACAAGCCGUCCGCAUGACAAUAAGGUCACCUCAAAGCAAACGGAUUCAAUGCCCCGAAAAGCAUGGGAACAACAAAGCGAUGAGUACGACAUUCAAAUUGAGGGUGGCUUUAUAGAACAAUGUGCUCGUCGAUACGAAUCCCCAAUCCCUCCAGCAUAUAGCUCAGAAAACCACAGUCCAAUUCCGUCCUCCGGUGGUGGUGGCGACGCUGAUAAUUUAAUAACAAUACGUCUCCACUCCGAUGAACAGGGUCGUUUUGGUUUCAAUGUCAAAGGCGGUGUUGAUCUCAGUUUGCCUGUACAGGUGUCCAAAGUUGUACCACAUACUCCUGCCGAUCGAAGUAACCCUCGUGUCUGUGAGGGCGAUGAAGUUGUAAUGAUCAAUGGGCAAGAUGUUCUCGGUUUGAAACAUGAACAAGUCGUCAAUUUGAUACGGGAAUCUCGAGAGUAUCGUAAUGGAGAAUUGUCACUUACUGUGCGUCCAAACUCGCUGGUCACGAUGUCCGAAGAAGAACCGCUUUAUCAAUAUGUUCCAGAGAAUGAUGAAAUUGGCGGAUCACAGAAUAUGCUAGACGGUGAUGCGUUAUUUACGCAGAGUCUUUUAUUGCUUAGCGAUGGACUGGCAUCGGGCGCUUUACUGGCUCAGUAUGAGCAAAUGUACAGGAAGAAUCCAGAUUUGGCCAUAAGUGAGGCGAAAAAACCUGAGAAUAUCUCGAAAAAUCGUUACAGAGACAUUUCACCAUAUGACUGUACCCGUGUGGUGCUGAUAAAUAGUAAUUCCGGAGACUAUAUUAACGCCAACUACGUGAACAUGGAAAUUCCCGGUGGGGCAGUUAAUCGUUACAUAGCAACUCAGGGUCCCUUGGCUAGCACGACAACUGACUUCUGGCGUAUGGUCCAGCAAGAGUCAAGUCAUUUAGUAGUAAUGUUGACCACAGUUAUGGAAGCCGGUCGACAAAAAUGCCAUCAAUAUUGGCCAGUUACCGGUGAUGAAUUAAUGCUAGCCGAUGGAUUCUCUGUGAAAUGCUUAAGCGAAAAGGCUGACGAAACUGGUAGUUUUGUAUUUCGAGAAUUCAUACUGAUUGACAAGAAAACAGGCGAAAGACGUUCAAUUCAACAUAUGCAAUAUCUAGCAUGGCCAGAUCAUUGUGUACCGUCCGAUCCGAAUUUAUUUUUAGAAUUUACUGAACGAGUGCGUUCGGCACGCAAUAAAACAUUGCUGCAGGAAAUCGAAGAGAGCCUGAAGCAAGUUCGUCUUUUGGAUGCUGACGCUGAGAAUGGUUUGUCAGGUGAAAGGAAAUGCAUGGCGAGUAACGGAGUUACACCUGAAGAUGAGAUACCAGUUUCUACCAGUGUUCAUCAGUGCAUAAGCGCUGCCAAUCCACCUGUGAUAGUUCAUUGUUCAGCCGGAAUAGGUCGUACCGGUGUGCUGAUUCUAAUGGACACAGCACUAGCGUUAAUGGAAUCAAAAGAACCAGUUUAUCCAUUGGAUAUUGUUCGGACAAUGCGAGAUCAGCGUGCUUGCAUGGUUCAGAAUGUCAGCCAGUACAGAUUUGUUUGUGAAUGCAUUUGUGCAGCUUAUAUGAAAAUGUCAAAGAGUGCUGCUAACGAAGAGUGAUAAAUAAUUUUACUUUAAUUUUUUUGUUUUGUUUUAAACUAAAUCCAUUUGUACUUCUUAAAAUUAGUAUUACAUUAUAAUUAUUAUUAUAUACAUUUAAUUCAUCAUAAGUAAACAGAAAUAACAACAUAAUUCUUAACAACACACACAUCCCCCAUCACAGCCAUUUUUUUUUAAUCUUUAACUAUAUUUGUAUUUAUAUAAAACUCCCACUUCUAAUGACCAAAUCACAUAAAAGGCCUCAUCCUUCUAUUUGGGACCUAGUUUAUACCUGGUAUUUAUCUAUCUUUUGCUGCUUGCAAAAAUGAGCAUUUAAACAAAAACAAAUGAAAUAGAUUUUAGUUUAGAAAAUUGCUAUAAAAAUUGAUAUGAGUUUUUUAUCACACAACAGGACUGCAUAUUUUUUCUUCACAAAAAAAAAAAACACUUUUUAGGCAAUGAGCUUCCAUUUUGUUAUUUAAGUUUUAUAAACCCUGCUUUUCAUCAAAAUAGGUUCAAAACUUUUUAAUGUUCAGUAUU